Molecule: messenger RNA, 2043 nt
Organism: Mesorhabditis belari
Lineage: Eukaryota; Metazoa; Nematoda; Chromadorea; Rhabditida; Rhabditidae
Source: the annotation of a GenBank genome assembly
AUGCUCGGCAUAUGCAUCAAUUUUCCCGAAGGCUACUCAAACACCUAUCCAAAUACUUCCUAUCUUUCGUUCAAGCUCUUCCUCAACGAGACAGCGAUUGAGAGGGGUUAUGAGGGCGGACUUUCCGAAGAAAGUUACACAUGGAUCUGGUCAGCCAUUCUAAACGUUUGGCAUCUCGGAUUUCUCUUCGGAAACCUCCUGAUCCCUGUCAUCACCGAAAAGUUUGGAAGAAAAAAUGCUCUUUUGUAUGCUUGUUCAACUUCUCUUUGUUCAUCAAUCCUUUCAUGCAUUUCGAUUAUUUUUGAAAUCCCUGAGCUUUAUUUCGUGGCCCGUGGCGCCAUUUCGGUGGCUGGUGGGAUCACCUUUGGCACACUGAUUCUAUUUCUGCAGGAAACGACGCCAACCCAUCUCCGCGGUGUCUCAUCUUUUCUCGCCGAGGUGACUUUCCUCUUGUGCACCGUUGUGGGCAUGGGCGCCGGAAUGGAUCGCUUUUUCGGCAAAAAUCUAGUCGUUUUAACUGCCAUCGCUAUUCUACCGGGUUUUAUUUGUUUGUUCGCCAUUCUUCCCCUUCACGAAACCCCCAAAUAUCUGUUGCUCGUCAAAAACAAUCUCGAGGCUGCAAAGGCUUCGAUUGGGUUCUACUACGGUUUAAACACGGACAAGGCUGAAGUGUUGAAUGAGAUCGCCAAAGAAGCGCUCGACCAAGACGAGAAAUUCUCGUUCUUCGGCGGCGUGAAAUUCGUUCUCUCCGAGGCCUAUCUCCGCACUCCAUAUCUCAUUGGGGUUGCCAGUUUACAGCUUGUGAUGGGUCUUUUCCCAAUGAUCUAUCUAUCAACGGAGUUCCUCGAGGAGAUGUUCGACUCUGAAACAGCUCAGCUUGCUUCCUUUGGGUUCAUUUUGUGCCAAUUUCUAUCGGGUAUCCCGGGGACAUAUGUCGUUUCCAGAUUUGGUCGUCGUCCCCUUCUUCUCCUCCUCGGCGUCCUUAACAUGUUCUCCUUUGUGCUCUACGUGUUUUUCGAUAAAAUGUCCUUCCACUACGGUCAUAUCUGGGGCAAUGGGUGCAUCGUCGCGCUUUGCAUCUUCGGAAUCUCUUAUGGGUUGGGUCUCGGUCCGAUCUCGUGUUUUAUCACGAGCGAGUUGGUGGUGCAAAAAUAUCGCUCUUUAGUACAAUCGAUGAUGUUCGUUUCGAAUACAUUUGUCUCUUUGAUCGUCUCCUAUCUCACCCUGCCCGCCUACAAUCAUUUCGGAUGGUACAAGGAGGGUAUCUCGGUGGAGCUUCUCCAUAUUUUAGUUCCUCGAUUCACACAAUGGCGAAGACAAGAAGUCUACGUGACGUCAGGUGUCGGCAUGACCAAGUUCACCAAGCCCGGCUCAACCGGCCUCGACUACCCGGACAUGGUGAAAGAGGCUGUGAACGAGGCUUUGGCUGACGCAAAACUUGAGUACAAGGACAUUCAACAGGCCACCGUUGGAUACUUGUAUGGAGGCACUUGCAAUGGUCAACGGGCUCUUUAUGAGCUUGGUUUCACCGGGAUCCCGAUUUUCAAUGUAAACAACGCGUGCGCUUCAGGCUCAUCUGGUGUUUUCCUUUGCAAGCAAAUCUUGGAGUCAGGAAAUGCGGAUGUUGUGCUGGCGUGUGGCUUUGAGAAAAUGGCCUCGGGCUCGUUGGAGAAUAUGGGCGGAAAGCUCGAUGAUCGAGCACUUCCCGUUGAUCAUCACAUCCAGUUGAUGGCCGACACUUACGGUCUUUUCCCCGCACCGAUCACUGCUCAAAUGUUCGGAAAUGCCGGCAAAGAACACAUGGAGAAAUAUGGCACCAAGCGCGAGCAUUUCGCAAAAAUCGCCUACAAGAACCAUUUGCACUCUGUCAACAAUCCAAAAUCCCAAUUCACUAAGGAAUUCUCGUUUGAUCAAGUGAUGAACGCGAGGAAAAUCUACGACUUUAUGGGUCUUUUAGAAUGCAGUCCAACCUCUGAUGGUUCAGCGGCAGCGAUUUCUCUGCUCAGGCCUUUACCUCCAAGCCCAUCCCCAUCUGCGCCCUGG